This is a messenger RNA of Microcebus murinus (gray mouse lemur), 1762 nucleotides long. The record is from RefSeq and is a predicted model, not a curated record. Lineage: Eukaryota; Metazoa; Chordata; Mammalia; Primates; Cheirogaleidae.
UCCAUAUGUCUUGAUCAUACUACAGUGGCAUUUAGGAACCUUUGAUAUCUCUAUCACACACUUGGCCUGCAUGAGAUGUCUAUCCAGUCCCUGAGAGGAAGGGGGGUAUCUAGGAGGUAAAGGGUACUUCAUUCCUCCAAUCCGUGUGAAGUACCAGCUGAUCAGCUGCACUGAGUCAGCUUUAAAGGCUGUGGCUGGCCUGCAGAACUCUUCCCCUGAGAGAGCAGCUAGUCUCCAGGGAAAGAGGAAUAGUCACUGGGGCAAAGCUCUUUCUUGAUUAUCUCUGUAGCCUCUAAAGGCACUAACCAAUAAGAAUUUCUGCAGCUCCAGCCCUGCCUUUUUUUUUUGUAAACAGAACAUAAACAGAAAACAGCUGAUGCAUAGAAGCUCCUAUGCAAAUGAGAUUAGAUGAAUGAAUAGAAAGGCUUGAUAUAUUCCUAGACUGAAAGAGUGAAGUAAUCUCCCAGAUGUUCUUCCUUUUUCCCCCUUUCAUGUAACUGGAGACACCUUUCCCACUUAUGCACUCUGCCUCCCAGCCCCUGCACUGGGGUCAUCCAUCCAUCCAUCCAUCCAUCCAUCCAUCCAUCCACCCACCCACCCGUCAGGUGUUUACUGAGUGCUAUCAUAUGCCAGGCACUGUGCUGCGGACCAGCGACACAAAGACGAAUAGCAUACGGUCCUUGCCUCCAGCGCAGUCCCCCAUGUGGCAGGGCUGCCCUGGAGGUCCACAGCCAGCCUUGUGCAAUGGGAUCACGGUGAGCGCAGCGGCAGGGGACGGGCAAACCGCCAAGCCAAGGGUUUUACCCCCGCUCCCAAAGCUGGAUAGAGGAGAGAGGGGGAGAGAGAGAACCGAAGCCAGCCGGUGCAGGGCAGAUGCCAACUUGGGACAGAGACUCGGGCUGGGGAUGGGCUGUGCGGAGGCCCCUGCCGCAGUCGCGGGCCCGGGUGCCGGGCGCCCACGCUCCUCCAGGGCUGUCACAGGAGAUUUGGGUAUAACGAUGACCACUGGGCGCGAGUCGGUUGGGGGAGCAGUUCGAAGAGACGGUUGGGGGUGGAUCUAGGGUGGCGCCCAAAGGAAUGGCUGGUGCUGGGUGUUUGAGGGUGCUGGGUGAACGGUGGAGCUGAAGGGUCAGGAGAAGGACUGGGGAUGGAUGAGGACCCUGCUGGCCUCCGGAGAGGCGCUCCUACCUCGUUUUUCGCCUCAGCCUCGUCCUUCCGCGCGGACUGCGGCGGCUGCAGCGGCGGCGGCGGCGGCGCCUCGCGCCCUCCAGGGGUCGCGCUGCAGCCGGACACGCCGGCGCCCCCCUCCUCAGACGGCUUGGUAACGCCCGGGCCCCCCUGCCGGCGUGUCGCCGAUGGUGCGAUCCGGGUUGCCAGUGCCUCCGGCCCCUCCGGCGGCGUGUUGGUUAGGCCUGGUGGGCCCGCUGCGCUCGCCCCGCUCCCGGCUCCCGCGGCGAGGGGCGCAGCCGGAAUCACGCGCGCGCCGCGCUCGCUGCGGACGGCGAGGCUGCGGCCGGCCCCGCCUUCUGCGGACCGCGCGCCGCGCCUGCGGGCGUGCCCGGCGGCCUGCGGCCCUGGGCGCCGGGACCCGAGGGGGAGGGCCGGGGGCGCCGGCCUGCUGGCCUGGAGGGCGGGUGUGUGCGGGCUCCCAGCUUCGCCCAGAGCAGCGGUUGUUAACCCUGCCUCCCCAGUAGAACCUCGUGAGCAAGUUGAAAAAAAAAAGGAAAAUAAAAUAACAGCAAAGAUCGGAGACCCAACCUGA